AUGAGCCUAGGUGACCCGCAUAUUUCGGGCCUACCUGCAGUGGCAACGGAGACACCUACAGUUCACUUGUACGAAGAAGCCCAAGCCGAGAUUAUGUUGAAAAAGAACAGGAUUAUACUGGACACAAUGUUGUCGUAUGAGAAGUUGGUGCACGUGUUUAAGUGCGCGGGACGCUUCUGCUCGUACACAACGGACAGCGCAGAGGACGCGUUGCACCACGUCACGACCCAUUCGCGCGUGGGCGGAGAGAACGCGUUGAAGUGCGCGUACUGCGACUUUAAUUCCCUAGACAACGCGAUAGACUUGGUGACACACGUUUUCAAGAGCCACGGCUUCUGCCAGUACGCAUGUUGCUACUGCUUCUACAGAGCGGUGUCCAGUCAAAUGGUUAACGCGCACAUCGAUAGGAUUCAUGCGACUAUGCCCAUCAAAAAGGUGCUCAAGACAUCGUUCACAACGGAGCCGCCAGAAGACAGCCAGAUGCUAUCGAGAGAAGAUGCCGUGCCGCACUACGUUUGUAAUUGUGAUGAGGAUAAUUCGAAGUGUAAAUUCAAGACUUACACGCCAGGAAAGCUGUGUGAACAUAUGAAAAGUAAACACCCCAAUGCUGAAGUAUAUGAAUGCUAUAUUUGUCAAUUGACCUCGCAGAAUGUGGCAGAGAUAAUUCACCAUUACAAAACCCAUGGACUAAAGCUGUACCAAUGCGCGCGGUGCGUGUUCGGCGCGGACUCUGAGAAGGAAUUGUUAACUCAUGCGUCUAUCUACCACUCUAUUUAUCAGCCUCAAGCGUAUCUGAGAGUUAUUACGAACAAGGAAGGAACAAAAGAGUACAGAGUUCUGCCUUUGGCGCACUUAAACAAAACGAACGCACUAACAAUAGACGUGCCUCCGUCUAGUAUAAGAGACAAUCCCGUCAGAGAGGCAGAGAGAUCAGUCGACCUGGAGAAGCUUAUCGGCCACAGCGCCACGUAUAGAGAGCCUGCGUCCGAGCCUAGUGCGGAUGGUCCCUCGGAACAGAGCCCCGAAGGUCGUGCGCUGGAUACUAUCCUCGAUUUUGCCCCGGAAGUUAGGCCCUGUACACCACCGGUGCCCAUUGCGCUAGAGCAACAAACCACGCCCAUCAUCAAACAAGAAUCGAUGAUACGAGCGUCGACAACACCGCAGCAAACCUCUUCGGAUAUAAUUUGCAUAGACAGUGACGAAGAUGGACUCGACGUCUCUAGCGCUUCCAAUAUAUCCACAACAUCUAAUGUUCCGGCUGAAGUCGAAAUUCAGUCGAAACCAAUGACGUUUCCACUGAGUUACCUCUACAAGUGCUCCGAAUGUGGUUCGCUAUCGAAGAACGCAGUAGGAUUUAGACAGCACCUAAAGGGCUGCUUCGAAAACAGAGACAUCGUGCCGUGCGCAUUCUGCCAAUUUAAAGGCCGUAAAUCGCGCAUCGUAACCCACUACAACAAAACCCAUCAAGUUAAGUUAACCAACAAUAUGAGGCACGACUGCGGAGAUUGCGGCGCCACGUUCAUGUCUACGGAGGCGAUCAAGAAACACCACAAGGACGAGCACGACGCGACAGAAAUCAACAUUAUCAACAAGGUGGUCGACAAAGUGAAAAUUAGAGAAGUGACGAAGAGGGUGACUCUGCGGCGCAAAUCGGCGGCGAGCAUUGGCGGGGAACCGCCGGCGAAAAUGAAGAAGUUCGGUCCUCAAGACGUCAACCUGCUGCCCAUUAAUCCUAUAUUCGAUGAAUCCAUUCAUUGCUCUUUGUGCGAGUUCUCCACGAAGGUCAGGUUGAAUAUGGUCCGCCAUUUGCAAUUGCACGCGAAUCAGCAACCGGUGCCGCAAACCGCCCCCGUCAAUCCUGUGCCGCAUCUGGAAACCAACGAAAAACACUUCGACAAGAUGGUAAAUCUAGCUUCCAGUUCGCUGCUCACUAGACAAGACAAGAACAUCAGGAGCGAACCCGUUGUGACCCACAUGAUUUCACCAGACAAAACGUCCCGGUAUCCCAAAUAUGUUCCGGAGAGGACUCGUCACACGUGCGGAGCGAAAAACUGCCUCUACAUAUCGUCGGACGAAAGUAUGCUCAAAUACCACUGGGAGACUUUACAUUCCGGCAGCAAUGACUUCCAUUGCGUACACUGUCCUCCGUACCAGACGUUGGACACGAAAACGCCGUUGACGGCCUCCCGUAUCAUCGCCCACUUGAGGAUGCACGACGUGAGGCUAUAUGCCUGCUCGAGAUGCACCUUCUACCACUACAAACGCCAAGUUGUAGAAAGGCACAUGAAUGAAAUUCAUAAGGAGUGCAAGGUCAUGACCGUGAGAGAAGAAGCAAAAGAGGUCGUGCCUCAGGCCACCGCCGCUCCCGCUCCCACCAUGGACCUGAAGCCGUGGCAAUGUGGCCUCUGCGAGUUCAAAAGCCUUCUACGUCCCGAAGUUUCUGAACACUGCGCCAAGUUACACAACUCGAAGAUGCAAUUCAAGUGUGUGUAUUGCGCUUUCAGAACUUCGAAUAUAGAGAACGUGACGAAGCACCAAGCCAAGUCGCACCAAGGUAAACCCGCUGUGACCUUCUAUUUUUACUACCGAGAAGGUUCAAUACCCGAGCCGGAUGGAUUGCCGUUCUGGGAGAUGCAGAGGAAUAAGUACAAUUUGACUGAAACCAAAGUGAAGACUGAGAAGGCUACUAGUCCGACCCCUAUCGCACAGACUACGACGAUACAAAGUGACGCACCGGUUGUGAAUCUGAAUAUAGUCAAGCAAGAAGCCAAGGAAACUUCGGAGGAUAGUAUGGAGGAACUUUGUGAACGAUUCGGACAGUUCUGUGAACCAAACGGCUUGAAAUACAAGUGUCCCUUGUGCAAACAAGUAAUUGAGGAUACGAAGGUGGCAAUGCAAUCACAUUUGUUUGAGGAAUUGCAGUAUAGAAAAUGGAGUUGCAGCAUUUGUUUCUACAAAGCAUUCCAUAGGCAAGGCUUAACAGAACACAUGCAAUCGGAACAUCACCAAAACCGUGACCCUGUGGAAUUACCUGUAGAUGUCCGAGUGGAAACUUGGGUCACUAAACUUUUGGAGCAUCAAGAGGCGAUAAUUAACUUAGCCAAGGAGAAACUUGAUCAGCAAAAGGCAGAAAUCCGCAAAAAUACAGAACCCUUACAACAGCAAAAAGUCCAGACGCAAGCUUCGUCUCCAUCGAGGAAUGCACAGGAUAAACCCAAUAAGGAGGAAUUGGAGAGACAAUUUGGCGCAUUAGGACAGUCGAAAAGCAUGUCCUUUUGCUGCCCCAAGUGUAACGAGCUCAUUAAAGAGGAGUGCAAUAUGCGUGAUCAUUUGGAAAGCGAGUUGAACAAAAUAAGGUGGUGCUGCAGUGUUUGCCCUAAAACAUUCCAAUCAUACCAUCAAGCCCAGUUCCAUUGUAAAACCCACUUGGGCCAAUCCUCUCGGCCGCUGGAGGCGCCGAGAGACUCUACGCUCAGAACGGCCUGGGUCGAUGCUGUACUGGAAUGUCAGAAACUCAGCAUGAAUUGUGAAACACCUGAAAAACAUAGCGAGUCGCCGGAGCCUCCAGAGAAUUCUCUCCUCGUUGUCAGAUAUGAAGAAACGGUGCCAACACCUGAGAUACAAGCGACUUCAAAUCGGGACAGUGACGACGAGCGACUAGUCAUCGCCGAGCAGCAAAGAGGCAGAAAAAGAAAAGCCACGUUAACUUGCGACCAUUGUCCUUUUAUAUCGAGCAAUAAGAAGACGUUGACGGAACAUCUGCUGCGACAUUACGGCCUUAAACCAUACAUCUGUGUAUACUGCAAGCUCACAGGUCCUCUUAGAAGUCUUCAAAAGCAUCAGAAGAUUUACCACGCAAUGAAACCAAUGAAAAUUGAAACUACCGAAGUGCCAAAUGAACCGCCAAAUGAAUAUCUCAGGAAAAAUAAGAAGGUCCAAUCCUUUGCGUACUGCGUCUGUCUGACUUGUCAGUCCCCCGUCAUGGAGAUGGACGUCUCGGAUCAUAUACACGAUAAUAUCGAGCCAGAGUUUGGUAGGUUUGGUGAAGUGAUUGUGCGGUGUUCCACGUGCAAUACGCUGCACAAGGAUAUCGGGAAGUUCCAAGAACACAGUAAGAUUAAGCACCCGAACGAUGGAAACUAUGUUUUCUACAAAUUGUCUCAUGAGCACCGCCCCAACCAAGCGUGCACCUUGUGCCCGCAGAAGUUUAGCCUCAAGAAAGACUUGAGGGCUCAUAUCGAAGCGAUGCACGCUAAGUCAAUGGAGUACGCUACGAUCGAGCGCCGCUUAUCGAAGGACGUCAUCGUGCUGGACGACGAAGAAGACACAUUGGCUGAGGUGACGCCGUCGCCGCGACGAAAAGUGGCUAGAAAAUCUACCACUAAAUUGCCAUGGACUAAAUCGGUAGCUCGAAAGUCUACUACCAAAUUGCCGAUGAAUUACAAUGAAUACUCUUUCUAUGGGACUACAUUCUCGGCCGACGGUCUCGAGAACGUGACGACCCUAAUGCCGUUUUACAACACGGUCGUGCCGGUGACCUUCCAGAGGCUAAGCGAUAUACUCAAUGUAAAUCCGAGGGUAGUCGUGAAAAAGAUGGAAAAGCCAAUAAGCGAACAUGUAAAUAAGUGA
Messenger RNA from Leptosia nina, 4629 nucleotides. Lineage: Eukaryota; Metazoa; Arthropoda; Insecta; Lepidoptera; Pieridae. The record is from the annotation of a GenBank genome assembly.